Scylla paramamosain (green mud crab) is the source of this 4262-nucleotide messenger RNA. RefSeq lists its product as uncharacterized. The record is from RefSeq and is a predicted model, not a curated record. NCBI's taxonomy places the organism in Eukaryota, Metazoa, Arthropoda, Malacostraca, Decapoda, Portunidae. The transcript is spliced from 9 exons. The coding region runs from base 955 to 1710 and encodes 251 amino acids. Gene Ontology annotation, molecular function: serine-type endopeptidase inhibitor activity; protein binding.
GCAAGGAAAACCCUUCGCCAGUUUGCCUUAGACCGUUGACGGGGAAGGUUGUGCGCUCCGUUGCUCCGCUCCCCUAGAGAUAAGAGACUGUGAUAAAGAAAAUGAUUAGAGAGAAUGAGAGAUAAAGAAAGAGAGAGAGAGAGAAAGAGAGAGAGAGAGAGAGAGAGAGAAGGAAAAGUGACAGUGAACAAGAUUGAAGAAGAAGAAGAAGAAGAAGAAAUAAAGAAAAGAAUUGAAAAGAACGAUAGAAAUAAAGAAAAAUAAUAAAUAAAUAAAUAAGGAACCGAGAAAAUUAUAGACGUAAGAAACUGAAAUUAAUAUAAGUGACAGAACAACAACAACAACAACAACAACAACAACAACAACAAUGGCAUCCCAAUACACAAGUAGUGGUGGUGGUGGUGGUGUUGUGAACCUGGUGGUGAUGGUGGUAGUCAUAGCUGCUACCAUUACCACCACCACCACCACCACCACCACACCCUCCCCCCCGUUCCUAACUACAGCGGGGGUAAUGACGGAGGCCCCCCCACCUCGCCCUGUGGAGUUGAAGAUGAGGCCUAAAGACUGCCCUGUGUACGUGCUGGGCGAGCUGCGAGCCAUCAAGAAACACGGAGAGACUUGGCUUAAUGAUGGGAAUGCGUGCGAGAAGUGUAGAUGUGAUAAAGGAACUGAGAGAUGCUACUAUAGCUAUUGUAACCAGCAAACAGAAGUCGUGAACAACCCGCUGGUGGGCCGCCCCCCUUGGACGAUGAAGAUGGGGGGGAGGGGGAGGGGGAGGAGGAGGAGGGGUCUGGCAGGCCGCCCCCCCCUCCCCCCAACGCCCUCGGAGACCGCCUUAAGACCUACAGAAAGAGCGCGCCGGGGGAGCUUCGUGUCCCAGCUGGUGACAACGACACACGCCUUCCUGCCUUCUGCGGCGUGCAAUGCUACAAGAAGUGUCCCUGGGGCUACAAGAUGGACCCAGUGAGGCAGUGUCGCCAAUGUUCUUGUCGAAGGCGGUGCCACGACCUCGACAAGUGCCAGCUGAUGUGUCCCGAGGGUCUGGCCACGGACAGCCACGGGUGCUCGAUCUGCCAGUGCCGCGGGGGGAGCCACGGGGAGCGCCGACGAGACCCACAAUGCAACACCACAAGCGUGCGUGGGUGCGUGGACGGAACAAGACAACGGCAGGUCGGGGAGGUGUGGGAGAGGGGGCCCUGUGUAGCCUGCAGGUGUGUAGUAGACGGGUAUACUGAGUGUAAUGUAACCCGGUGCCCCCCCCCGGCCCCCUGCCCCCCGCGCCGCCACCCUGCUGACGCCACAGCAGACCAGCAGACCUGUUGCCCCGCGUGUAUAGAGGCUCCAGGCGGUGAGGGCUCGCGUGGCAGUACUGUGGGACGCGCUGAGGUCACCGUGCAAUCAGCUUGGGAGAGGCAAGACCUGACCUACGAGCACCCACGCACGCCCACGCCCUCCCACGGGUCAGCAGCCAGCGAUGGAGCGGUCAAGAGUGCCGUGCAAGCCGAGGUACUGACAUGGUGGCAGAUGACCUUGAUAAUGGUGACCCUGGCCGUGGUGUGCAUUGUGGGAGCUGGGUGUGUCCUCAAGCACUGGAGACGCGCGCAUAGAGACAAAUAUGAUAUAAACUCGUAUCGCAUCCCGCCCCCGCUCACUGAGAAGGUCCGGCCGGUUACCACAGCAGACGACCACGUGAAGGGAAGGCUUAUGUAGAGAGAGAGAGAGAGAGAGAGAGAGAGAGAGAGAGAGAGAGAGAGAGAGAGAGAGAGAGAGAGAGAGAGUGUGUUUUCUUUUAAUAAUAGUGUGUGUGUGUGUGUGUGUGAAAAGUCGUAAAUUCUUUGUACACACGAACGCACGCAUACACCCCUCCUGCGUGCGUGCGUGCGUGCGUGUGUGUACUGUAUGCGUUGCUAUUGGGUCAUUCAUCUUCACUACUUGUGUACGUGUUUGUGUGUAGGUAUGUUGGUCAUGUACGUAAAUUCAGUCCUAAUGUACGUUUUCCUGUGUACGUAAUUUGAGCCAUGUACGUAUAUUUUGGUGUUUACUUAUAUAGUGUACAUAGUGAUUAGUAAUAUUCUUCUUCACUACUGGCGGUAUUUCUCUCUCUCUCUCUCUCUCUCUCUCUCUCUCUCUCUCUCUCUCUCUCUCUCUCCAAGUGAUCCCGUAUGUAAAAUUUUGAUAUUUUUUUUCUUCUUUUUUUUUUAAUGUUAUAUUCUUCCUUUUUGGUCUAUUUUGAUUCUAUAUAUGGUAAGUAAAAAUAUAUAUGGCUUUUUGUGGGUGUAUUUAUAUAUGUGUGUGUGUGUGUGUGUGUGUGUGUGUGUGUUGAAUAUUUACGCAAGUGUGUGAAUUAUUAUUAUUAUUAUUAUUAUUAUUAUUAUUAUUAUUAUUAUUAUUAUUGAUUCGUUUUUUCUUCAUUAGUGUAUAAGUAAAUGGAAUAAUUGAUUGGUGGAGGAAUAGAUAAAUUGAUGAGGAUUAAAGAUAAGUGAUGAUAAUGAUAAAAAAAAAAGAAAGUGGUGAUUGUUAUUAUUAUUAUUUUUUUUUCGGUUAUAUCAGUUAUGAGAAUUUGUAUUAAUUAUUUGAAAAAGUGACAGUUAUUUAUAUUUUCAUAAUUUUCCAUAGUAACUGCAAAUCUCUUUAAUAUUCCGUCAUUCUCUAUAAUAUUUUUUUUCCUAUAAUUUUCUAUUACUUAUAGUCUUAAAUUAUAUAGAUAUUUUUGAAAGGUGUACUCCAUUUGUAUAGAUAUAUUUUUUCCGAGUAAUUUUAUUUGUGACCCCUUUAGAAACCUAUUUAAUCUAACUUAAUUCAAUUCAAACAAUAUCCUAACCAAACCUAAUUACGUAAUCUAACUUAACCUAAUUAAAUUCAAAUAAUAUCCUAACGUAACCUAUCCUAAGUUAACCUGUCUUACCUAACCUAACAUAUCCUAGCCUAACUUAAUGACCGAAGUGAAUUUAUGAGUGAUAGAAGGAAAGAGUUAAAGGAACGAUAGAAGAAAUGUAUUAAUUAAUGAAGGAAGGAGUUAAAGGAACGAUAGAAAUAUAUUAAUUAAUGAAGGAAGGAAGGAGUUAAAGGAACGAUAGAAGAAAUAUAUUAAUUAACGAAGGAAGGAAAAAAUUAAAGGAACGAAAGGAGAGAUAAAUUAAUGAGUGGAUGAAGGAAGGAGUUAAAGGAACGAUAGAAGAAAUAAAUAAAUAAAUGAAGGAAGGAAGGAAAAAAAGAAUAAAGGAAGGAAAGGAGACAAAAAAAAGAAAAAGAAAGAAAUGAAAGGAUGAGUGAAUGAAAGGAAAUAAUUAAUAAAAUGUGGAAAGAAUGAAUGAAUGAAAUAUUGAACGAGUGAAUGAAUGAAUGAAUUAAAUUAUAGAAUAUUCAGCUUGAAACAUUUGACUUUUGUCCCCAAUAUAAAAAUAAAAAAAAAACGCACAUUUAUAUAUAUAUUUUUCUUUUCUAGUCAACUUCUAAGGCGUUUGUAAUAAUAAUAAUAAUAAUAGUAAUAAUAAUAAUAAUUAUUUAUUUUUACGUUUUUUUUUCUUUCAAUAACGAAUGAUAAAAGUUUUUGAAUUUCAUUAUUAUUAUUAUUAUUAUUAUUAUUAUUAUUAUUAUUAUUAUUAUUAUUAUUAUUAUUAUUAUUAUGUUCUAUGUAUAUGUAUAUGUAUGAUGUACGUAGAUUAAGUCUAAUUGUAUAUACUAUUAUUAUCAUUAUUAUUAUUAUUAUUAUUAUUAUUAUUAUUAUUAUUAUUAUUAUUAUUAUUAUUAUUUGUUUUUUCAUUGUGAUUCUUAUUUUUUUCAUUUUGUUUAUUAUUAUUAUUAUUAUUAUUAUUAUUAUUAUUAUUAUUAGAUAGAGCUCUUUAUUUUUGCUUCAUUUAGGCGUAGGCAAUAUGUAAUUCCUUCCCUCAUUAUUAUUAUUAUUAUUAUUAUUAUUAUUAUUAUUAUUAUUAUUAUUAUUAUUAUUAUUAUUAUGGUUCCUUUAGGGUUUAGUAAGGUCUUAUUAUUUUUCUAUACGCGUGUGUCUGUCUGUAUAUUGGUGUCAAGGCGCGGGCGUGAGGACAAGGCAGGAAAUUAUUAAAAUUAAUAAGUAAUAAUGAUAAGCUAAAGGAACGAACAAGAUGGCGUCUUCCUCUCCAUGUCCUCCGCAACUCUGCCAUAUAUUCGCUUAUAGAGUUAUUUAUCAUCCCCAAAAAAGUGCUGUUUAGGAGGCAUUGUAUAUAAUUGACUUAUUUUUUAUUUAAAGUCCCCGUAAGGAAGUCAAAUAAAGUCCGUAGGAUUAA